GAAAUGAGAAAUGAGAUUCGCCUAUUGAAACAGCAAAAACGUCCUUCCACCUCGCCGAUUCGAUUUCAUUUUGCUGCUUCGUAAAAAUCUUCCACAAGCUGCUGGUCGUGGAGUUUUUGCACUUAUUAUCGAAAACAAGUGUGCUGGCGCAGUCCAGAGCAAGGAGGGAGAGGUUUUUCUCUACCAGUUUGCAGUUCAACAGUGCAUCUGAAACAAGUGAUGCAACUCCACGACAGUAAACAAGCGAACAAGCAUCUUUUAUGUCCUAAUCGGAAAGCAGUUUAGUCCAUCAUGAAUUAAAGUUAAAGUACUAGGUUGGCAACAACAUUUUGAGAACAUCAUUUCCAGAGGAAAUUCUAGGAAAUAGCUGCGAGGAGAUCACACUUCAGAAGAUGGGGAGCUCGAUCUACUGUUGUUGUAGGCCGUCGGUAGAGCCAGAUCAUGAAGUGGAAGUCAUCCAAGAGCCGAUAAAGCCGAUAACUUUGGGUGGGACACGAAAGGGUUGCGUCCCUGACCCCCAUGUCGAGGUUAAUUGGAGAGGGAUGUCUGGUUGGGUUGACCGGAUGCGCGACUAUCGCAAGGAAAAAAUCUCCGAGCAGACGGCCCCCGGGGAACCGUGGCCGUGGUCGUCUUGCGGCUGGUAUACCGAUUAUUCUUCCACUUCGUCUUCCCCUUCCGAGUCCAUCGUUGACAACAAACCGACUGAAGAACAACAACAAAACAACUGGAAAUUGUUUCUGCAGAGCGUCCCGGGCUAUGGAUUGCAAAAAUAAAUGCCUGGGUCUGGAAGGUUGCAACUUGUAAUGCUAAUUCUGGAUCGUGCAAAAAUCUGUGUCGCAUGAAUGCCAAAAGCUGUCCACUUUUAACCAAGUAGAGAGGAAGUUUCUCAUGCAGGAUAGGCAUGAUACGGAUCUCACAGAAUCUGUCAUGCUAGGUCCUGCAUUCCAGACGACAUGGAUCAUGGAAAAUCUGCACGACAAGCCUGGGAAUCUUCUAGACCCAGACAUUUUUGCAUUUGAUAGGGGCCUGGACAAAGCAAUAAACGAUGACAUUUUGGUUGAGGCGCAGAUGCUGAACAAGCAGAACGAGUACAACCUCGGUCAGAGGCAGAAGAAAGUGAUCUGGGGAUAUGUGGAGCGGAGGAUCUUGGAGCAAAAGCUGACGAAAAUGUCGGGCAAGAUUCUGGACACUCAUCCGGGCUGGACAACGAAGUGGAACUUCGACGAUGAAGACAUCAGCGGCAAUAAAGAUAGAAAGAAGGAACGGGAUACCGCUUUUGCCGAGGUCGAGGAAGCCUCGGGCCUCCUCCCAGGAACUCUGCAGGAAAUCAAACAGUCUUUCGAGAACAAGAGCAAGCACAACCAGUAUCAGUUGCAGUUUGAAAUAAGGCAGACGGAACCGAAAAGAUGUGCAUUAGUGCUGCGCACUGCGACUUAUAAGUAUGAAUUGUCUGGGGCCUUCGAUAAAAAGGUGAUUACGGUCGAAGGAGGUGUUGACUACAAGGAAGAUGCUUCUGGAGGUGGAUGGGAUUCGGAUUCGCCACCACGACGUUCUGCGGCUUCGUCAGCGCUGGAGAUUCCAGCAGCAGCGUCCUUCUCCACCGGCUCUUCGAACAAUUUCCAAUCCUACGAGAGCAUCAUCGAGCAGCAGUUUUUUAACAAAUUCAACGACAUCUCCCCCAACAUCCCCCCCCCCAUCAUGUCCAACACCGCGCUACUGAUUACAUUCUGCCGGGCCUGUCGUGUCUCGGGCUUGUUUUGCUGGUGA
Molecule: messenger RNA, 1767 nt
Organism: Amoebophrya sp. A120
Lineage: Eukaryota; Dinophyceae; Syndiniales; Amoebophryaceae
Source: the annotation of a GenBank genome assembly